Messenger RNA from Durio zibethinus, 2367 nucleotides. RefSeq names its product F-box/RNI-like superfamily protein. NCBI's taxonomy places the organism in Eukaryota, Viridiplantae, Streptophyta, Magnoliopsida, Malvales, Malvaceae. The record is from RefSeq and is a predicted model, not a curated record. Gene Ontology annotation, molecular function: protein binding.
CGAUCAAAAGCAAAAAAACUAAUUUGAAUUAUCUUAUCCUUAUCCCCCCCGGAAAAAAAGCUCAAACCUAGCCAGCAAACGAAGUCCAAAUGGGCCCCCAGACUCCCAACCCAAAUAUGAAGAUGUCCCUUUUAUAUGUACUAAACAAAUUGCAAAUUGCCAGACAAGUGCAAACAGAACAAGGUUUCUCCCACUCAACACGUAAAGUUGUUUCCUUUUCCCGUUUAGCUUCAGUAUCUGAUGAAAGAGUUAAAGAAGAGGAACACUACAGGAAGACCAUAAGGAAAUUGAGUUCUGCUUCUGGGUUUUCGAUUUUAUCAUCGAUGGAUGAUGUUUCGGGUCCAGAUUUAAUAACUGAUUUGCCUCAAAGCAUUAUAGAAAGUAUCCUCACGCGUUUACCAAUAAGAGAUGCUGUGAGGACCAGCAUUUUGUCAAGUAAAUGGAGAUAUAAAUGGUCAGCACUUACUCAGCUUGUAUUUGAUGAGAAAUGUGUGAUUUCAUCGGAUGAUCAAUGUGAAGUUGAGGAUAGUCUUGUUAAAUUUAUAACUCGGGCUCUUUUUCUGCACCAAGGGCCGAUUCAUAAGUUCCAGCUUACUACUACAAACUUGCAAUGCUGCCCAGAUAUUGAUCAAUGGUUACUUUUCCUUUCGAGGAAUGAUAUCAAAGAGUUGGUUCUUGAAUUGGGAGAAGGAGAGUGGUUUAGAGUUCCUUCUUGUCUUUUUAAUUGUAAAAAGUUGACCCGUUUGGAGCUUUUUCGUUGUGAAUUUGAUCCGCCACCUAGUUUUAAAGGAUUCUUGUGCUUGAAAAGUCUUAAUCUCCACCAGGUUUUGGUUUCCCCUGAGGCAAUUGAAAGUCUUAUAUUUAGUUGCCCUCUUCUUGAGAGCUUGGCAUUGUCGUAUUUUGAUAGUUUAGCUCUUACAAUCCGAGCUCCAAAUCUUAAGUAUUUGUGUCUGGAAGGUGAAUUUAAAGACAUUUGUCUUGAAAAUACCCCACUUUUAGUUGCAAUGUCAGUUGCUAUGUAUAUGACUGAUGACAAAGCUGAACACUUUGAGCAAAGUUCAAGCAGCAACUUUAACAGGUUUCUUGGUGGUGCACCUCGUCUUGAGAGGCUCAUUGGGCAUAUAUACUUCACGAAGUAUUUAAGCAUAGGUGAUGACCCUGGAAUACUUCCAAUUACAUAUAACCAUCUAAAGGUGGUAGAAUUGUAUCAAGUGAGUUUUGAAGAUAUGAAGGAGAUACUCGUUGUUCUUCGCUUGAUUGCUAACUCUCCUAAUUUAAACGAACUUAAGAUUUCGGGUUCCUCAAACACAUUAGCUGCUAUAGAUGCGCCCGAUUUGAAUUUCUGGGAAGAAGAAUGCCCUUCAGAUUGCACAUUCAAACAACUUAAAGUUGUGAAGAUGACAGAUAUGUCUGGCGUGCCUCAUGAGAUGGAGUUCAUCAAAUUCCUUCUUGCAAAGUCACCAGCACUUGAGACAAUGAGUUUCUCACCUUGUAUAUAUGUCAUGGAUGAAAGACUGAAUAUGUUAAUCGAGCUGUUGAGGUUUAAACGGGCCUCUGCUCAAGCAGAAAUUUUCGUCAUUCUAGAUUAAGAAUUGUUUGUCUGUUAAUAGAGAACAACUAAGUAUCUUGCCCUUCCAUCUGCUAAUUCCUUAUCUUUCUUUUGGAAUCUCAAAUAGCACUUGGGCUCCAAAUGCAUGUUUCUGUAACAUAUUCUUUUGAAAUGUGAAUAAUAUCGUUAUUGAGCAAAUUGUAUGAAGUUAAAGAGAAGUUCUUUUAUCAGGAUAUUGAUGAUGCUUUCAUCGGAAAGCUUGGAAAUUGGAAAUAACCUGAAGAAAUGGAAGCAGUAUGUUAUGUCUGAGUCUGAUUUGUUCUUAGAAUAUGUGAAUGUCAUUGAGAAUCAUGGGUUGUUCUAUUAGUAUGUCCUCUUUUAGGCUGAAAACUUUGUCCUGUAAAUAUUAUAGAUGCCAUCACAUAUGCAUGGAUACAUGCACAUACAUAAACCUAUGUUGGGUGCAAAAAAAACUUGGAAUUUGGGAUUCCUAGUGAUAAAUACCAGUGAUAGCUCUUUAAAAUUCCUGAAGACCACGGCAUUAAAUUUUAGGGAGCAAACAAAAUUCAUUUGAAAUAGGACUUUUAUUACAAGUAACUCACAGUAAACAACUACAGAAAAAUUCUUCACUCGCCAGAAGCAGGAAAUGUACCACUCAACCUAAAUUUGUCAGUUUUUUCUUGAAUCUAAAUCUGUACAAUCAGAAAUGAGACAGAUCUAGAGUUUCCAGUGUUAUAAUACUAUACAACAAGUUCAUUUCAACACAUUUCUAUCAUGACUCAUGAGAUUCUUUUUACGUUUCUUCUUUUAAACAAUUU